CCGGCGUAACGACGUUGCCUCCUCCCCUCCCCUCGUCUAGAGUCUAGACCCACGGGCAUAGCCCAUCCAAAGAUCAAAUCUUUUAGUUUUGCCAGCCAGAUAUCUCGUCUCGUCUCAUCUCUGUCACACCGAGGAAGAAGACCCGGCGCCAGCGCCAGCGGCGAUUGAUGGCAUCUCGCUCCCGUGCCCCCCUGGCCGUGGCCCUGUCCCCUCACCCUCUCUAGACCAAAUCUACGAGAGAGGGAUAAGAGUUCCUCCCAGUGGAGAGAGGGAGAGGUCGGAGGAGUACACGGGCUGAUUGCGGCUGCGGCUGCGACUGCGACUGGUGGAUUCCAUUUCUCCCCUUCUUGCUCCGGGGUGGCGGCGGCGGGCGGCGCGGCCAUGGCCAAGCAGCUGCGGGUCUACCAAGUCUGGAGAGGCAACAACAUAAUCUGGUGUGGUGGGAGACUGAUCUUUGGACCAGAUGCCAAGGCUACUCUGCUAUCUUUCUCGCUGAUCGUGGCCCCCGUUGUUGUCUUCUGCAUCUUUGUGGGCAAAAAUCUCAUACACAUCUUUCCUGCAUAUAACGCAGGGUAUGCAAUUCUGGUUGUCACCGUAGCCCUGACAAUUCAUGUACUGUUACUGCUCUUCUUGACCUCAUCUCAAGAUCCAGGUAUUGUACCAAGGAAUUCAAAUCCACCUGUGGAGGAGUUUUCUCAUGAUUCUUCAGCCCCUCAUACUCUCCAGUUCCCUCGGAUAAAAGAGAUCAUGGUCAAUGGUGUGCCCGUGAGAGUAAAAUAUUGUGAAACUUGCAUGCUAUAUCGGCCUCCUCGUUGCUCCCACUGUUCCAAAUGUGAUAAUUGUGUCGAGCGAUUUGAUCACCACUGCCCUUGGGUUGGUCAAUGUAUUGGACAGCGCAAUUACCGCUACUUCUUCUGGUUUGUUUGUUCGGCAGCAAUCCUGUGUUUCUAUGUGUUUACAAUGUCUGCAUUGUACAUCAGUCUACUCAUGAAGGAUCACCGUUCAGUGGUGGAGGCAAUUAAAGCAUCUCCAGCAUCAGUGGCAGUCAUGGGAUACUGUUUCAUUUGUUUCUGGUUUGUUGGUGGUCUCACCGGAUUCCACUCUUACCUCAUUGCAACAAAUAAGACAACAUAUGAGAACAUCAAGUACAAGUACAGCAACCAACCCAAUGCGUUCGACCGUGGUUGCAUACACAAUUGCUUCGAGGUCCUGUGCACGAAAAGGAAGCCGUCUAGGAUCAACCUGCGAGCCAUCGUUCAAGAGGAACAUGUUGCGUCCCUGCCACGAAUCAGCCGUUCCAGUGUGCCCGAAGAUGAGACGCCCCACCGUCCACGAGCCAAAGUGGAGGAUGACCUUGAGAUGGGCCUCGACAUCCUGAAGACCUCACGGCGCCGGUCAGAUGACCUGAGUGACUUAGAGUUGGGCACUACAAGCAAUGGCGCAAGAUAUCGCAGAAGUGAUUCAGACACUGAGAUCCCAGUUAUGACCAGAACCAUUACUGAGAGCUCCGAUCAAACUAGGGAUCUGGACUUCUAUUCAGUGACCAACGCUGCACAUCCCUCGUCUCCUGAGCAGAGGCAGCUCCCCGAUGAACUCCGCUGAUUGUAUAUGAGCGCCCCCUUGCAGUGAGAAAUAGUUUUCAGGGCGCAAACCAACAAGUUGCUCGUCAGUGAGGGCCGUGGGAUGUUUGAAAUUUGGAUGAAUAUGGCAUAUGCUCUCUGCUGCCUUCUUUUUGUAGGAUUUGGGGAAUGUUGGUUGAUUGGUGAUAGGUCUCUUUCUGUAAACAUCUCAGUUAUGCAUUUUAUUGUGAAGGUUUUAAGAGAUUGUAGUUUUCUUUUUUCUUUUUAGCAAGAUUCCAGGAAGAGUAUCUGAAGAUAGUCAACUGUGGAUUGUUAAUUGUACAUAAUUUGCAUAGGUGUAGACCAUUGAACUGUAUAAUUAUUUCCACCGGCCAUCUGAUGAUCCCAGAAAGCCAUUUGCUGGUUUGA
Triticum dicoccoides is the source of this 1988-nucleotide messenger RNA. Its product is annotated as protein S-acyltransferase 8-like. The record is from RefSeq and is a predicted model, not a curated record. Gene Ontology annotation, biological process: peptidyl-L-cysteine S-palmitoylation; protein targeting to membrane. Gene Ontology annotation, cellular component: Golgi apparatus; endoplasmic reticulum. The transcript is spliced from 5 exons. Gene Ontology annotation, molecular function: protein-cysteine S-palmitoyltransferase activity. Bases 382 to 1602 code for a protein of 406 amino acids. NCBI's taxonomy places the organism in Eukaryota, Viridiplantae, Streptophyta, Magnoliopsida, Poales, Poaceae.